AUGGGGAACAAGCAGAAGAUCAGGAAUCUCAAAUGCAACAUGAAAGCAGCCAAAACAUGGAAGAUUAUGAAGCAUAUUAUAACCAAUGAAAACGAAGAUUGGAACAACUACAUCAACCAGCAACAGGGUAACCAAGUAUGGCAGAAUGAUCAGCCUUUUUCUUCUUCACGACCUCGCGGGCUCGUCUUUCCAGUUCACAAAGAUCCAGCUACACUCCAAUAUGCGACUCAAAUCAGCCUAGGAACUACAAGGGUGCCUGUAAACUUUGUCGUCGAUCUUGGCGGUAAAGUAUCCUGGAUACAUUCUAAAGGAGGUUGCUCAACAUCAUUAUACAGCCCCGUAGAUUGCAAGUCACCUCAAUGUUCACUGGCUAGAAAAUCUGCCAGUCCAGUAUUUUGCGUUAACAAUACAUGUAGCCUUUACGCAGCCAACCUAAUAACUCAUUCAGCCACCAACGCAGAUCUCGUUUCAGGUGUUGUGACUGUACAACCAAGCGCUGUGAUCGAUCCAAAAACUGGAGAUUGGAUCUCAGUCCCCAAUGUUACGGCGCGUAAGUUUCCGUUCGGUUGUGAAACAACUAUUGGCCUCUUAGAGGGUCUUCCUAAAGGUGUUAAGGGGAUGGUUAGUCUUGGGCGUUCGACCCUUGCCUUAGCGUCACAAUUUUCAGCUGCAUUUCGAUUCCCUCGGAAGUUUGCUCCGUAUCUAUCAUCAGCUGACAAUGGGUUCGUAUUUUUCGGAGAUGAGCCUUACAUUAUUCCACAUUCUGGAUGGCAACUGAUGAGUUCUUUAUCUUACACCCCUCUCUUGUUAAACCCAAUGCCCACUGAAAGUUGGUCAACUGCCCCUAACAGUGAUUACUACAUUGAUGUAAAAUCGAUUGAGAUAGAUGGUGAAGUUGUCCGGUUGAAUAAAGCAUUGUUGUCAAUUAACAAGACAGACGGUGUUUGA
Molecule: messenger RNA, 948 nt
Organism: Papaver somniferum (opium poppy)
Lineage: Eukaryota; Viridiplantae; Streptophyta; Magnoliopsida; Ranunculales; Papaveraceae
Product: aspartyl protease AED3-like
Exons: 2
Coding region: 1-948 (315 amino acids)
Biological process (GO): proteolysis
Molecular function (GO): aspartic-type endopeptidase activity
Source: RefSeq, a predicted model, not a curated record